AUGCUCCAAUGGGUUUCUGGCUAUCCGGCCGUCCCCUUUACACAUUGGAAGGAUCCCAGUCGACGUCUUUCGCCCGAAUGCAUCUCCAUACUGUCUGGUGAUGGCUCUUGGGAACCGCGAGACUGUAACGAGAAGCAUCCGUUCAUUUGUGGGAAUGUGACGAGCAAUAGACAACCAGAGAGUCCGUUUCUACCGCUCUUCCAGACCCUCGUCUGCCCCGAAGGCUACUUUCUGCUUAACCGUCGGUGUCUGGCUUUCUUCCUCCGGCAAGAGGAUGCGAAACCCUGGCACGAAGCGAGGAAGGCCUGCAAAGACUUGAAGACGCCAGGCCAUCUGCUGACUAUUUCGUCUAUGCAGCUACAGGUCACAUUGGAGGUCUUUCACAACCGUUCUCUGAGCAUCAUCCUGCGAGUGAGGUACAGUAGACGCCGUUGA
Molecule: messenger RNA, 435 nt
Organism: Dibothriocephalus latus
Lineage: Eukaryota; Metazoa; Platyhelminthes; Cestoda; Diphyllobothriidea; Diphyllobothriidae
Source: the annotation of a GenBank genome assembly